This is a messenger RNA of Anisakis simplex (herring worm), 384 nucleotides long. NCBI's taxonomy places the organism in Eukaryota, Metazoa, Nematoda, Chromadorea, Rhabditida, Anisakidae. The record is from the annotation of a GenBank genome assembly.
GAUAUGGUGAUUGUUGUGGAACUGAUGUUAUGCGCAUCAGUCCUACUGAUAUUCUUAUUUGGGCCAAAAAUUUACAUUUUACUAUCCUAUGAACCAGUUAUAGUCGAAUAUAACGCUCAGGCUGGAAAGUGCAAGGACGGCGUUUAUGAGAACGGUCUUUUUGAGAAAGAUGACGAGAUGAAGCGAUCAGUAUCGCCAACAGACAGUUAUGCAACAAUGACUCAGACAUCGCUUUGUAAUAUUCAUAAGGCCAGUGCUGCAACACCACAUUCAAUAGCCUCAACAAGCGGAGCUUGUAGUGAUGAGCAGGUGCGAUUGAAACUGUCACUUUUUGACGGAUAUUUUCCGCUUUUGUUCUUAAUAACACCAAGUUCUGAUCAGUGA